Panicum hallii is the source of this 1439-nucleotide messenger RNA. RefSeq lists its product as uncharacterized. The coding region runs from base 292 to 1191 and encodes 299 amino acids. The record is from RefSeq and is a predicted model, not a curated record. Gene Ontology annotation, biological process: tetrapyrrole biosynthetic process. NCBI's taxonomy places the organism in Eukaryota, Viridiplantae, Streptophyta, Magnoliopsida, Poales, Poaceae. The transcript has a single exon. Gene Ontology annotation, molecular function: uroporphyrinogen-III synthase activity.
AGACUGAACCUGCUGCAUCCCUCUGUCCGUUCUGUUCUUCCUCCUCGAGUCGACAAGUCUGCUAAAAAAAAUGUAAUUAUGGUCUUCCCUGGUUAUUCCCAAAUUCUCCAUUCCUGCGAUCCAGUUACCACAGAUUACCGAGAACAAACCAGAGGAAACACAACAUAUCCUGGGUCUGCUGCAAGUCUGAAAAUUUAUCCACUGUGUCCUCGUAACGCAGAAGGUACUGUACAACGCGGUGGAUAAUCAUAAUCCGUUCUCUAGAUUAGCUUCCCGUUGCGGUGGAAGGAAAUGGCGCAGCCGCCGCCAGAGGCCCUGUCGCUCGCCGGCCGCCGGGUGGCGUUCACGACGCCGCAGACGGGCGGCGGAGGCGCCUACGGCGGCCGCCUGGGCGCGAUCCUGCGGCAGCGCGGCGCGCGCCCGGUCCCCGUGCCCACCGUCGCCGUCCAGCCGCACGACCCCGACCGCCUCCGCCCCUUCCUCCUGCCCGGCGCCCUGGACCCCUUCGCCGCGAUCGCCUUCACCUCCCGCUCCGGCAUCUCCGCCUUCGCCCGCGCCCUCCCGUCCUCGCACCGCCCCCUCUCCGGCUCCGGCGCCUCCGCGCUCCCCUUCACCGUCGCGGCGCUGGGCAGCGACGCGGACCUCCUCGACCGCGCUUUCCUCUCGCGCCUCUGCGGCGACGCCGGGACGAGGGUAGCCGUCCUCGUCCCCGACGUGGCCACCCCGGCCGGCCUCGUGGAGGCGCUGGGCCCCGGGUCCGGCCGCCGCGUGCUCUGCCCGGUCCCGGACGUCGUCGGCCUGCGCGAGCCCCCCGUCGUGCCGGACUUCCUCGCGGGGCUCGAGGCGGCCGGUUGGGUGGCCGUGCGCUCGCCGGCGUACACCACGUGCUGGGCCGGGCCGGGCUGCGCGGGGCCGCUGGUGGGCCCGGACGCCGCGGCGCCCGACGCCGUCGUGUUCACGAGCACGGCCGAGGUGGAGGGGCUGCUCAAGGGGCUGGACGCCGCGGGAUGGAGCUGGGCGCGGCUGAGGGCGCGCUGGCCCGGCAUGGUCGUGGCCGCGCACGGGCCGGUCACCGCCGACGGCGCCAGGAGGCUCGGCGUCGAGGUGGACGUCGUGAGCGCCAGGUUCAGCAGUUUCCAUGGAGUUGUUGAUGCUCUUGUCACAGCGUUUUCUCCCCAGAAGAUAGUGUAAUUGAAUUUAUCUUGGCCGCAACAUCGACUGGAAUUCUGGAAACAGGCACAUUUCGUUUGAUUGAUGAAUCAGGAAUGUUCAUAACUAGCUGAAAGGAUCACCUAAGCGUCUUGAUCAUGCCAUGCUUUGUGCAUGAUCGCAUGGAAAAGCCGCUCAGCCCAGGAACAGGCUCGAUGGCGCGUCAUUGACUUACGUGUGUUGGGCAUAGAGAGAAAUGCCGAACAGCAUUACCCGCUGCCUCACUUCCA